GAAAAAAAAAGCUAGCGAACCAAACCAAAGCCCUCGGCGGCUAAAACCCUAGCUCUCUCCCGCCGCCGGCGAGAGUCCGCGGCCAUGGAGCACAUCGGGUGGCGCCCCUCGGUGAACGAGCGCGAAUUCAUUGAGACCGCGCUCCAGUCCGACCUCCGCGUCGACGGCCGCCACUCCUUCGACUUCCGCAAACUCAGGAUCAGCUUCGGCAGGGAGGACGGCUCGUCGGAGGUGCAGCUCGGGGAAACGCACGUGCUGGGCUACGUGACCGCGCAGCUGGUCCAGCCCUACAGGGACAGGCCGAACGAGGGGACGCUGGCCAUAUUCACUGAGUUCUCGCCCAUGGCCGACCCCGCCUUCGAGCCUGGGCGUCCAGGGGAAUCAGCAAUUGAGCUUGGCCGAGUCAUCGACCGUGGCCUCAGGGAGAGCCGGGCUGUGGACAUGGAGUCCCUGUGUGUUGUUGCUGGAAAGCAUGUCUGGUCCGUGCGUGUUGACCUUCACAUCUUGGACAAUGGAGGGAAUCUCAUUGAUGCAGCUAACAUUGCUGCAUUGGCAGCUUUGUCUACUUUCCGGAGGCCGGAAUGCACAGUUGGUGGGGAUGAUGGUCAACAAGUUAUAGUGCAUGAUCCUGAGGUCAGGGAUCCACUCCCUCUUACAAUUCAUCAUAUGCCCAUUGCUGUAACCUUUGCAUAUUUUGGUGAAGGUAACAUCGUGGUUGUUGAUCCCACAUACAAGGAAGAAGCAGUAAUGGGAGGGAGGAUGACUGCUACGAUUAACUCAAAUGGUGAUAUUUGUUCCAUCCAGAAAGCUGGCGGGGAGGGCGUCAUGUCAAGUGUUGUCAUGCAGUGUUUAAGAAUUGCUUCUGUUAAGGCUACUGAUAUAACAAGCAAAAUGAAGAAAGCAUUUCAGGUAGACUCAUACACCACUGAGAAAGCUUUAAAGAAAGUAAAGCGUUUACCAGCCACGUUGCCUCAGAAAAUUAAUGUAACUGAUGUAACUAUGGAGGACAAAGGCGAUGGUGAAUUGGAGACGCAAACUGUGAAGACACCCAGUGAUGUUCAGGAGAUAAACAAAGGCGAUGAGGACCAUCGAAAUAUAAAAGGGAAUUCACCCUUGACUGGGGACAGAAUUGCUAAACACAAACAAACAUCAACAUUCAGUGGUGGUCCAUCAAAUUGGUAGCGGGGCCCAUAUUCUAAAGGAGUUUCAUUAAGCUCCCUCAGAAUUUCGCAGUUGCCGGGUACUGUUAACUUUGUCUGCAUGUUAUGAGUUUUCUUCUUGCUUGCUAUCUGCCAAUAGCCCAAUACCAUCCCUCUGUGAUGUGCUUGCAAUCAUUCUUUGGUUGGCAUUUUAGUGCACAUUGAUGAACAAAAUAUCAUAUUUAUGGCAAGUACCUCACCCCUGUUAGCUUUCUAGACAUGUUUUGGUACCAUUUAUUCUAGGGCAGAUAGAUAUUAUAUAUCAUUGUUUUCAGUGGGCUGGCUCCUUUAAAUUAUGAUAUGCACAAAUCAGCUUCUGCCAGUCCAACAACUUCUUCAGUUUACAGCCAUUUUGAUUUGACAUACACAAUCUACUGUGGCCUUCCUUGAGGAAUCAUUUUUAUUGUCUUACUUUGCCAAUAUUGAUUCUCUCUCAUGAGUUCAGAUUCAGUUUCUUAUGAUUGUUUCCUGCUCAACAUGCAGAUCCAGCAACUACGGGUAAGGCCAGCAGCCAUGAGGAAGCACAACCAAUGUUAACUGAAUCAUCUAAUGCUGAGGUGAAAAUCACAUCAAGCUCUGGGGCUGUUGGAGAGUCUGAAGAGGCCCUGGAAAUUGGGUCGCCAAAGAGCCUAAAAGAUGCUAUCAAACCAAAACACAAAAGAAAGAACAAAAGGUGACAGGAGUUAGAUUAAUUGCAAGCCUGUAAUUUCUCGCCUAAGGCGAGUGGUCAUUUGCGCUAUUUCCAUGUAUGUUGUGUAGCCAUGCUGAUUUGUCGUGAUGAUGGCACAUGCUAGAGUUGUUUCGAGUACUCUAAUGCUGAUGGUAUGCUCUGCAGGUACAACGAUAGCCUACAGCUCCUGUUCAAAUUCACGGGAGCAGCAUACAUGGUUAUCUAUUCUGUGUUUUCAGUUGUUACUGAUGCAAGUGACUACAGGCAAACUUUGUACAAGCUGUACAAUUAUAUUCUAGGAAUGGUCAAGUUUUCAGUCAACUCGCAA
Molecule: messenger RNA, 2197 nt
Organism: Panicum virgatum (switchgrass)
Lineage: Eukaryota; Viridiplantae; Streptophyta; Magnoliopsida; Poales; Poaceae
Product: exosome complex component RRP45A-like
Exons: 8
Coding region: 85-1182 (365 amino acids)
Biological process (GO): exonucleolytic trimming to generate mature 3'-end of 5.8S rRNA from tricistronic rRNA transcript (SSU-rRNA, 5.8S rRNA, LSU-rRNA); nuclear mRNA surveillance; U4 snRNA 3'-end processing
Cellular component (GO): nuclear exosome (RNase complex); cytoplasmic exosome (RNase complex)
Source: RefSeq, a predicted model, not a curated record